Ceutorhynchus assimilis (cabbage seed weevil) is the source of this 1645-nucleotide messenger RNA. Lineage: Eukaryota; Metazoa; Arthropoda; Insecta; Coleoptera; Curculionidae. The record is from the annotation of a GenBank genome assembly.
AAAGAUUUCCGCGGUUUGGUUUGCACGAGCGCGCUACUGACGCAUCGAAAUUUGAAAUUCUCACUUCACAAGUCCACGCUCUCGGUUCAGGGACAGCGCGUGUAGUGCCUGACCAAAUAAAAUAAUUACAAUUUAAAUUAUCUGUUUUGUUGUCGGUUGAAUUUCUCGAUUCUCGAUUCGGAACAAAUUACUCGUGACAGAGAAGUUCCAAUCCAAUAUGGCACCACCAGGCAUUGGUAGCUCUGCGGAACGUCGUUCAGGCUUACCAGAAGGAACAUCGGAACGUCAAAAUAUCGUUGUACUCGAUGGAGGUUUUGCUACUCAGCUGAGCUGUCACGUAUCAACACCAAUCGACGGAGAUGUUCUAUGGAGCGCGAGAUUUUUGGCUUCUGAUCCUGAAGCUGUUAUCGAUACUCAUAUAGACUUUUUAAGAGCCGGAGCUGAUGUUAUUAUCACAAACACAUACCAAGCUGACAUAGAUUUAUUCGUUCAACAUUUACAUGUUACCAAAGAAGAAGCGUACAACCUAAUCAAAGAAGCUGGUAAAAUGGCUCAUACUGCUGUUGAAAGAUUUAUGGAAGAAUUUCCCAAUGCUAAAAAACCCUUGGUAGUUGGUUCAGUAGGACCAUACGGAGCCUCUUUGCACGACGGUUCAGAAUACGAUGGCUCCUACGCGGCAACAACCCCAAUUACUACCAUGAAAGAAUGGCACAUACCCAGAAUCAACGCCCUCGUUGAAGCCGGCGUCGAUUUACUGGCCAUCGAAACAAUUCCUUGUCGAGCUGAAGCUGAAAUGUUGGUCAAGCUGCUUAAAGAGAAAUACCCUCAAACCAAAGCCUGGCUUUCUUUUAGUGUAUCACAAGAUGGUAAAUCCACAGCUUAUGGCGAACCGUUCCAAGACACUGCCAGAGCUUGUUACGACUUAAACCCGGAACAAAUUGUGGCCGUUGGUGUCAAUUGCACCGCCCCUAGAUUGAUUGAAUCUCUUAUUUCUGGUAUAAACAGUAAUAGACCGAAUAACCCUAUUCCUUUGAUUGUCUAUCCUAAUAGCGGAGAAAGUUACAACGUGGAAAUGGGAGAUGAUUCGGCCUCAUUCAGAUGGAUCAACCGUGACAAAUGCGAACCGGUCGAAACCUACAUCGCCAAAUGGCUGGAUCUGGGAGUUACUUGGGUGGGAGGGUGUUGUAGGACCUACGCAAUCGAUGUGACCAGGAUACGUCGCGAAGUGGAGAAAUGGAAACAGGGACACCGGUGUUGAAAACGUUUUACAACUGAAUAUCUUAAGGCUGAAUAUAGCAGCCCUUGAUAAUCUGUGUAACCAUAUAUUUUAGGUGUUAAGUUUUAACAAUAAUCAUGCAUGGAUUUUUUUUUUGUUUUAUUUCAAUUUUGAAUUUGUUCAAGUUACUCAACUUAAGUAUCAAACUGGUUCUUGAUUCCGCUUUUUAUUUGAGAAAAUUGCUAUUUUCUGAAUAAUUGUUAUGCAUAUAUAAGUGGCACUGGCCACUAUGGGUGUCUCUUUGUUUAUUGUCAUAUAUUUUAUAUAUUCUAUACUCUAUAAUUUUAGAGCAAAUCUUCAAAUUGGACUGAAAUAUUGUACCUCUAUCGAUUUUAUAAUGAUAUAUUAUAUUGUUGUUGUACAUGAAUA